CCUUUUACGACCAAUUUUUUCCUCUCUGAGCUGGUCGAAUCAAUUAUUCGUUGCAAAUAUGGACGCUCUUUAUUUCAAAGUUGACCACCUUAAGUUAUUAUGGUCAGAAUAUCGUAUUGCAAACGAAAAUGUCGACAGAGAUUACAGUGAUCACUCGGAGUGGGCGCGUAAAAAACUGCAG
Scutellospora calospora is the source of this 181-nucleotide messenger RNA. The record is from the annotation of a GenBank genome assembly. NCBI's taxonomy places the organism in Eukaryota, Fungi, Glomeromycota, Glomeromycetes, Diversisporales, Gigasporaceae.